AUGCCUUUAUUACUAAACUUAACUGCAAAUAGUUCCAUUAUUUUUACAUCGGCGGUGUUGGUGUUAGGAAGUGCUGCAGGAAGCAGAAAUUGUAUCUGAAUUAAGUAGUGUGAAUUACAGCCGGUAAGAAAUGGCGCCAGCCUACAAGGUUACUUAUUUUGACAUCACUGCCCUUGGAGAACCUAUCAGGUUUCUUCUGAGUUAUGGAGGGAUUGAAUUCGAAGAUAAUCGUAUUAACAAAGAAAACUGGCCUGCCUUAAAACCAUCUGUGCCACUUGGGCAAAUGCCUACUUUGGAGCACAAUGGUAAAGUAGCUCAUCAAAGUGUGGCCAUUUCCAGAUACUUGGCAAAACAAGUGAAGUUGGUUGGAAAAGAUGAUUGGGAAGAUUUAGAAAUCGAUGCUAUCGUUGACACGUUCACCGACUUGCGUACAAAGAUUGGUCUUUACCACUACGAGCAAAAUGAAAAGGUGAAGGAAGAGAAGGCAGGUCCUUUAUUUAAUGAAAUUAUUCCAUUCUAUAUGGAGAAAUUAGAUGCUGUAGCCAAGAAAAAUAACGGUUACCUUGCUGUUGGUCGGCUGACCUGGGCCGACCUCUUCUUCGUUUCCAUGUUGGAUUACAUUAAUUUCAUGGCGAAGAAGGACAUAAUUGCUGAUUCUCCCAAUUUGCAAAUCGUCAAAGAAAAUGUUUUGAAGAUACCCAAUAUCAAGGCUUGGAUAGAAAAGCGACCCAAAGAUAAUUUAUAAACAAUUUCCUAUAUUUCUAUUUUUUUAAUUACAUUGUAUUCUGAAUUCCUAUGAUUUAUUAAACA
Anoplophora glabripennis (Asian longhorned beetle) is the source of this 810-nucleotide messenger RNA. Its product is annotated as glutathione S-transferase-like. Gene Ontology annotation, biological process: glutathione metabolic process. NCBI's taxonomy places the organism in Eukaryota, Metazoa, Arthropoda, Insecta, Coleoptera, Cerambycidae. Gene Ontology annotation, molecular function: glutathione transferase activity. The coding region runs from base 131 to 745 and encodes 204 amino acids. The record is from RefSeq and is a predicted model, not a curated record. The transcript is spliced from 5 exons.